This is a messenger RNA of Prunus avium (sweet cherry), 1908 nucleotides long. Its product is annotated as protein UNUSUAL FLORAL ORGANS. NCBI's taxonomy places the organism in Eukaryota, Viridiplantae, Streptophyta, Magnoliopsida, Rosales, Rosaceae. The record is from RefSeq and is a predicted model, not a curated record. Gene Ontology annotation, molecular function: protein binding.
UAGUUAUUUUGAGUGUUAUAGAUUUCCUCUUUACUUUUGCAACAGUGAUAUCUCUUUUUCUUCUAUAUAUGUAGUGACCUUUUAGCACUUUCUCCUAUCCUUCAACCCCUUCUCUCCAAUCCCAUGAAAGUUAACAACAAACCAUCCAAUUCAUCAGGUGACUUUUAUCAGCCCAAACCUUUCUUGUUCUCCCAAUAGAAAUCGAUCCCUUCUUAAAAUAAAAACCCACCUGAGAUUUUCCAUCUUUAUGUUCACAUCAUCCUAAACUCUUGGUGAACCAAAAACGAAUUUCCAAUUUUCUACAUUUGAAAAAGCAAGCAUGCAUGUAAGCCUUUAUUUCCACAAUUAGCUCACGCUUCAACUCCCUCCAUUUCUUCGUUUCAACUCCACUGAAUAAGUACUACAAUCUAGGCCAAAUUUACUUGCAAGCCCCUUGUCAUCAUACACAAAAAGAUGGAAGCUUUUCAUCCUUCUAUCACCUUUCCCUUCUCCUACACCUUCACUACUACUAGUAGCGGACAUGGUGGCAUUGCUGAAAAUAGCAACACAUCCAGUCCUAGUCCAUGGAUGGACAGUAGGAUAUGGAGUAAGCUCCCACACCGGCUGCUGAACCGUGUCAUCGCCUUUCUUCCACCACCGGCCUUUUUUCGAGCUCGAUGCGUCUGCAAGAGAUGGUAUGCUCUGUUGUUCUCCAACACCUUUCUUGAAUUGUACCUCCGAGUAUCUCCGCGCCGCCCUUGGUUCCUCUUCUUCAAGCACAAACGCCUCAACAGCAGCUACAUAUACAGGAACAACAAUAUUGGAGGAAGCCAUGGUGACAACAACAGGGCUGGUACUGAUUGUGAAGGGUAUCUUUUUGAUCCUUAUGAACUUGCAUGGUACCGCCUUUCCUUUGCUCUGCUUCCCUCUGGGUUCUCCCCUGCUUCUUCGUCAGGUGGUUUAAUAUGUUGGGUUUCUGAUGAGGCUGGUCCGAAGACUCUAAUUCUGUGCAACCCAAUUGUUGGUUCUCUGAAUCAAUUGCCUCCAACUCUAAGAUCAAGGCUCUUCCCUUCCAUAGGCUUAAGUGUUAGCCCUUCAUCCAUUGAUGUCACUGUUGCUGGAGAUGACUUGAUUUCUCCAUAUGCUGUGAAAAACUUGACUGCAGAGAGCUUUCAUAUUGAUGGAGGUGGGUUCUUUUCAUUAUGGGGCACCAAUUCUUCUCUACCAAAGGUCUGCAAUUUUGAAUCAGGUCAAAUGGUUCAUGUUCAGGGAAAAUUCUACUGCAUGAACUAUAGCCCUUUCAGUGUGUUGACUUAUGAUGUGGCAGCAAAUAACUGGUGGGAGAUUAAGGCUCCCAUGAAAAGGCAUCUAAGGUCUCCAAGCUUGAUGGAGAGCAGGGGUAAGCUGCUGCUGGUUGCUGCAGCUGAAAAAAGUACGCUCAAGGUGCCAAACAGCCUGAGGCUUUGGGGCUUGCAGGCUUGUGGAACAACAUGGAUUGAGAUGGAAAGAAUGCCACAGCAGCUUUAUGUUCAAUUUGCAGAGCUGGAAAAUGGAAAUGGGUUUCAUUGUGUUGGCCAUGGAGAGUUCCUUACCAUAAUGAUCCCAGGUUCUGACAAGGCUUUGCUGUUUGAUAUGUGCAGGAAAAGGUGGCAAUGGAUCCCUCCAUGCCCUUAUGUUCAUGCUGGGAUAGAUGGUGAUUUGCAUGGUUUUGCUUAUGAGCCCCAACUUGCCACACCAGUCACAGGGCUUCUUGAUCAGUUGACUACAAUUCCAUUUCAGCCUUUCACUGGUUAGGAGAGUUCGAUUUGGCAUGUGAUGUUGGUGUUUAGCAGUAGAAGCAGUGGUUGUGAUGAUAGGGGAAUAGUUGUUUAGUCCAGUUUAGUCAGGAGCUACUUGUCAGAACUUUUAAGUGAUAUGUGAUGUCUUUUG